UUUCUCAGAUUAUCACACCAUAAUGUCAUCUCUGACGCUAAGAAGAAGUUUACGGUUCGUCAGGCAGCCACUACUAAGCUUCAGCGGUUGGUUAUCAGAUUCUAGUCUUACUAGCAAUUUUCACAGAACUCUGUCGCCCGCGAGAUAUAAUAAGACGCUCUCGAUGGCGCUUGACGGAAACUUGAAAAUGGGUAAAAUUUUAACUGUUUUAACUGUCAGCUACUGAAGAAUCUUAUGAUAAGUGAUAGAUGAGUCUAACAUACAAAGAAUUGAUUGUAGAGAUAAGAAAUAUUAGAAAUGGGCUGAGAGUUCACCGAAUAACUAACUGAAACUUAUAUCCGAGCACCUAUGAUACACUUCAGACACUUAAACAUUUACAGAAUGUGAAUAACAAUCCAUAUGGGUCAAAUGGCCAUGGGUACAAACCAGGCUAACUUGCGGCGGUUCUUACGAUCAUCUUUUUCCUUGUUUCUUGGUCGGUAGUUCUCGGAGGGAUUUUUCCUCUCUGGAAAUUAACGAAAGGGUCUCUUAAUUAUAAACUGAAGAAAGUCUCGUCAUAUUGGAUCGAUACAGCUUUCAGAUGAAACGUUUCUCCCCAGAGUCCAAGAGACCCUACAUAUCAAACACGCCUUCGUAGCUUUUAGGUUCUUGAAAGUGAUCGAAUUGAUGUCGCGUGAAGGCGAUUCACGCAACGUUACCAAAAUAUCUCACAAUAAUGGCGCGCAAGAGUUCGAGACUGUUGGGCCUUUUUUUCGUUCUCUGAUAGGAAACUUUUACUAAUAGCAAUUAUCUAUUAUUUUAGUCAGAAAACAACUAACACUUUCCCGAGUUUAUGUUUUUCUUGAUUGUUAUUCAAUUUGUUUUUAAGCCGAGUAAACUAAAUUCUAUGUUUACUUUACAACUGGUCUCCAAUUUGAAAAUGAUGCUUUCAACUGCUCUUUAAAUUCAGCCACCUUUAAAUCUGGAUGACAAAUUGUCCUCACUUAGCUUAGUAUAAAUUUAUAGAAUCAAUAGCUUACAACCCACUAUUCCACAUUCUUUAUGUGGCUUAUCCGGCAUUAUCAGCUCCUUUACAAUACGUAUAACAUUAUAUAAUAUACAUUAACCAAAUCUCAUUCACGUUAUUAAAAAACGCAAAGCAAAUCUCUACCCUCAAACAUAAUUUUGUAAUUAAGUUUUUUUUUAACCACAAACACCAAUAGAAAUGUUAUCAUCACUGUCACAAUUAAGUCAGAUGAAACAAGUAAUGAGCACAGAGUUUAUUUACUUAAUAUCCUCUGCUACUGUAAGUGCCACAAAAAUAAAAAUGAUUUUGAGAUAACCACAUUCGUGCAAGCCCAGCGAAGCAACCAAGAGGAUCGAGGAUCGUGAAUGAAAGGUGACAAGAUCGCGUAACACUUAAAAGUUGAUGCAUGUUCGCAAGUGUACGGAAUCAAGCGAUUGAAAUUAAAAAGCGUAUUAUCGACCUGGAAAAAAUAUAUAGAUUUUUUUUAUUUCCUGAAAGCAUUUUUAUCAUUAAAUUGCGAUAAAUAUUUCGCAUUUUUUGGUGUUUUUGUGUUAGGAUUUCCUUUAUCCUUUUACUGAUUAAGUGGAGUGAAAUGGAUUCGAAUGUGAAGCCACAGACCUUGGUUGAGACUUUUGACCAAGCCAACUACAAUUCUAUCCCGGAGUAUAAUGUAGCUCUCAUAACUUUGUUGACUAAUUUCCUGUGUCAACAUGCACAGUUGAGCGUAGCUUCAGCGGUAUGA
This is a messenger RNA of Porites lobata, 1748 nucleotides long. The record is from the annotation of a GenBank genome assembly. Lineage: Eukaryota; Metazoa; Cnidaria; Anthozoa; Scleractinia; Poritidae.